UUUAGCAUUAUGCCUGAUGAAUGUGCUGCUCGUAUUUUGCAUCAAACCGAGUUUUUCGCGCCGCAAAUCGUGGGUGGAAAUCGUAAGCUUUGAUUAAACUCUCGUAAAUUGCCGAGAUGGCGGCUCGACUGAUUUUUGUUAUGCUGAUGCAUAAUUUAGAGUAGAAACUUCAGUGCUCCUGACGGGUGACCUGUGGUUUGAGACUGUUAAAACACUUGGUCACUGUCAGGAUUCGUUGCCAACAUGCAGAGGGAUAUCAUUAGUGCAGAACAUCCUGUCUGGUGAAGUUCAAGUGCCCUAGCUGUUUACAAGCAGAGCCGCAAGACGAAUUGCACUCGAACGCUAUUAUAAAGCUGUUGUCAGCUUCCUGGCGACAGGGCGGUUCACUGGAGUACCUUAAUUGUUACCAUUAGCGAGCGUGGCAUAUCAUAAAUCAUCACAAAUGCAAGCAACACUAAUGACAGAUCCAGGCUACUCGCGAGCAUCGAAACGCCUUCUUUAGCCGGCCGAUACAUGCUGUUCUGGCCGCUGAUAGCACAGUGAAGAAAGCCAUUUGAUAAAAUCGUUCAUUUUGCAUUCUUCGCCGUACGAACUUCCUGUGUGCGAAGCUGUGACAUUGUACCCUCGGCGGAAAUGAGAAGUCUUAAAUCGAACAACUGCUCAUCGCGUUAACUAUACAACACACGUACAGGAAGAAUGGACUAACUCUACAUUGGCCUCCUGUGAUUCGAAACCAUCUUAGUCGAACACCUGGUUGUCACAUCGAAUACAAAGUAUCAAGUCCGCCAAACCGGCGAUCGUUCGCCCAAAAACCGAGCAGAAAAAAGCCGGACAACCGCCUCGAACAGCUUCGACAUGGGCGAUAUGCUUACACAAGCGCUGACAAGCGACGACGGUGCUCCAAACUCUCCUUCCCACUCGGUUUCGCAGACUUCGACGAUGAUAGAAAUCUCGGGAAAGCAGAGGACCCGCGAUAAAUGGGAUAACAAGGUUCAAUUCCUCCUCGCAACGAUCGGAUUUGCCGUCGGUCUUGGGAAUAUUUGGAGAUUCCCCGGUCUCUGUUAUAAGAACGGGGGAGGUGCGUUUCUCUUACCAUACAUCAUUAUGUUGAUCGUCGAGGGCAUACCGCUACUUUACCUGGAACUGAGCGUUGGGCAACGACUAAAGAAGGGAUCUCUCGUUGCCUGGAGUACGAUUUCCCCAUACAUGGGCGGCGUCGGCCUGGCCUCGGUGGUAAUUUGCAUAUUCACCGCCAGUUAUUACAGCAUCGUGAUAUCAUGGUGCCUGUUUUAUCUCUUCAGUUCGUUUAGGAGUACAUUGCCUUGGUCCAAAUGCCCGACUCGGAAGUCGUUCAAUUCUACCUCGAAUCAAACUUUUGAUAUUCCCGUGCCGGAAUGUGCAAACAGCAGCUCAAUUUCGUACUUUUUCUUCCGCGAGACUCUCAACGUAUCGGAAAGCAUCGACGAGACCACGACUUGGAAUUGGAAAAUAACUUUAUGCUACAUCACGGCAUGGAUUGUCAUCUAUGUCUGUGUCAUUAGAGGGAUUAAGUCGUCAGGAAAGGUUGUAUAUUUCACGGCGACCUUUCCUUAUGUUGUACUCACAGCCUUCUUCAUACGUGGAAUGACGUUGGAGGGUUUUGACAGAGGCGUAAAACAUCUUUUCACGCCACAGUGGGAUAAACUGGCAGAUCCUCUUAUCUGGAUGGAGGCAGCGUCGCAAAUCUUCUAUUCCACCGGACUGGCGUUUGGCUGUAUUUUAGCGUUUGCAAGUUACAAUCCAACGAAUCAGAACACUUUGAAAGAUGCAAUCACAAUUUCACUUGUGAAUUCUGCGACAUCACUAUUUGCAUCGAUCGUCGUAUUCUCUAUACUCGGUUUUAGAGCCACGAUAAGUGUGCAGCAAUGUCUGGCUGGAAAUGCGGGAAAAAAUAACACAGCCAAACUCUGUGACUUUGAUGAACACCUCCAAAGGGCGGCCCUGGGACCUGGCUUAGUAUUCAUAGCAUUUUCAGAUGCGAUCCGCAGCAUGCCUGCUGCACCAGUCUGGUCUGUCAUGUUCUUUCUCAUGUGUUUAACGCUUGGAAUAGACAGCCUUUUUGGAGGACUGGAAAGUGUUUCUGCUUCCCUGGCUGACUUGAAAAGGUUGUCCAAAGUCAGAAUUGAGUACAUAUCAGGAGGUAUCUGUAUCACAUGUUUUCUACUGGGUCUGUCAAUGGUACAAGAUUCUGGUAGUUAUGUCGUGCAAUUGUUUGACAAAUUCUCAGCUAAUAUGUCCCUACUGGUCAUUGCAAUUUGUGAAUUUGUAUCGGUCACCUGGUUCUACGGAUACAAAAGAUUCAGUGAAGACAUACGUUUUAUGAACGGCUCGCCACCAGGAAUUUGGUGGAAAGCAUGCUGGAUGGUCAUAUCGCCUUGUUUAAUUCUGGCCAUCCUUAUUUCAUCAUUUGUUUCCAUGACGAAGGAACCCAUGACGUACGAUGCCAGGACCAGAAAAGGUAUGAUGACAGGUUUACAAUUUCCGCCUUGGGCAGUAUUUAUUGGCAUUGCAAUGACAUUAAUCUCCAUUCUAUUAAUUCCAUUGGUCGCCAUAUUACAAUACUUUGGUUGGGCAACGUGGCGUACCUGGGAAAAUCCGCUGUCCAUGGACAGCCCGACGCAUGCAGCACAAACAUUGAUUGUAAACGAAAAGGACGCGGAGGCAAAUGGAAAUUACCAUGAAAUGAAUGGAAACACGAAGCAAAAUCAUCAUCUGGUAGAAACGUAUUUUUAAAUCACUGUUUAAAACACUUAGACAUUAAACCGAGAGGUUGCCAAUCUAAAGACAUGCUUGGCUUGUCUUGGAACGAAAUUAAAUAGUGCAAAAAGUGAAAGUGCAAAUCGUAAUAGUGGGUCUAAUUCGCUGAAAUAAAGAUGGUGGUAUGUCGAUUUGCCUGAAAACGAAUCAGAACUGCCCAUAGGUAUAUCGACUGCUGCUUUUUUUUAGCCCAUUUACACUAUAUACAGUUAAUGUAUUGGCACAGCACGGCUAAAAUUGGUACCCGUAUGCAAUUUCAUUAGUGAUCAGGCUACCAAUACAAAGGCCUGGGGCUGGUUGUAUGAAACUCUUAAUUACAUUUUGCGUAGUUAAAUCGCAGUUAGCUCAGAAAUUCAGCACUCUGAUUUGCCAAUUCUGCCACUAACUAUAAGUUUAAAGUUAACUACCUUUCUAUACAACCGGCCCCUGGUACGAAUAAAUUGGGCCCGGGUAUCUAUCUUAGACUUGCUCUGCUGAUAACGGGGCUUUUUUGUUACCUCGAAUCAGGCCUCUGCAAUUUCGGACAAAACAGAUUACAUAACGUACAGAUGUUUAAUCUCGCAAUGAACGUCUUGGUGGAAUCAAAGUAAAGAUUUCAAUAAUUUCUGGCCGAAUAUCUGCGAGGAUAAACAUCUGGUGUGUUAUUUAUUCUGGGUCGAUGUAAUUCCAAUAAUUAGUAAGAUAUCUCAUUAUGCCAGACAACGAACCACAGCCUUGUCUAUUUAUUUCAACAUUUUGUUCACAAUGACUAUAAUGUAUCCUUUUGAGAAGCCCAAUUUAAUCGGCCAAAAUAUCCCAUUGUUAUUUAUUAAAAGUUACGUCAUGCACGUGUCGACCAUUUCAAAACGAUUUAACAAUGGUGAAAAUUCUACAUACAAACAGACAAAUUGUCUGAUGAUAUGUAUCUACUUGGAUUUGAGGCCUGAUGGGAUAGCGUAAUAAUAUUUUUUUAAUAAUUUUACACGUUUUCAUUUUCCCGUAGUCAUACUAUCGACCAUUUAUAGCGAUUGCACCAACAUUUUUAUUUUAAGAAAGUCUCAAAAACCAGCGUUUACUUGUUGAUAUUAGAGACUUUUAGCUUACCAAAUAUGACAAACCGCGAACAGCAAACGGCUAAUUUCAAAUAACAUUUAAAAUUUUGAUUUUUGGCACUUUCUCGGCCACAAUUUGUCUCAGUAGUUACUCUACGUUUAAAAAUAAUGCACCAAUUUUCUCGGCCUCAGAAACCUAGCAUUUGUUUUGAAAAUUCGAAAUGAAUUUUUUGUUUGUUUUUCGUUAGAGGGUUGUCGUAAACGUCAAGCUAAAGCUCACCGUAUUCAAAAACUUGUUGUUAGUUUGUAUCAUGUUUCAUAUCAAUCUUAGAGUCGUGCAAUGAUAGCGACGCCUAAGUGUUACAAUAUCCAUUGCAUCAUGAGAUUAGUGAAUUUAAUUGAUAUCUUCGGGGGUGGUAAUCCCAGGUCCAGAAUCCACGAAUAUAAUCUAAUCCCUAGUAUUAGUAUUAGUAAUAGUAAGGGUUUAAGCCAUGAUUAAGGUUGGUGUUAUAUUGGUGGAUUCUGAACACGUAAUUAUUACCUCUUUGGGACCCGUGCUCAAGAUCCGGAACACGAGGAUUGAACGUAAUCGGGCAAGGGAAUUCGGAUUCCAGGGAUUCGGAAAUACUAAUCCGGAAUCCAAAAACAGAUCUUUAGCACAGUGGAAGUUUAGAACAGUGAAACUUUUUAUUAAGUUCAUAUUGUAUUCCUCUGCUCCUGUCUACAGGUCUUUUAAGAACCAAUUCUUAAGUUGAAUCACAAAACAAAACAUUGUUGUAUAGGAUAGUUUCGGUAUAUUUGUUAUUACUGUUAAAUAUCAUAUAUUUAUUAUUGAUUGUACUAUGUUACAAAUACGCGUGAAAGAGAAAUAAAGUACUAUUUUCGUA
Dendronephthya gigantea is the source of this 4714-nucleotide messenger RNA. Its product is annotated as sodium-dependent neutral amino acid transporter B(0)AT3-like. Gene Ontology annotation, cellular component: membrane. Bases 856 to 2772 code for a protein of 638 amino acids. Lineage: Eukaryota; Metazoa; Cnidaria; Anthozoa; Malacalcyonacea; Nephtheidae. Gene Ontology annotation, biological process: sodium ion transmembrane transport. The record is from RefSeq and is a predicted model, not a curated record. The transcript is spliced from 9 exons.